Messenger RNA from Saccharomycopsis crataegensis, 1251 nucleotides. RefSeq names its product phosphoglycerate kinase (gene PGK1). Lineage: Eukaryota; Fungi; Ascomycota; Saccharomycetes; Ascoideales; Saccharomycopsidaceae. The record is from RefSeq and is a predicted model, not a curated record. Gene Ontology annotation, biological process: gluconeogenesis; glycolytic process. Gene Ontology annotation, molecular function: ATP binding; phosphoglycerate kinase activity; ADP binding. Gene Ontology annotation, cellular component: cytosol. The transcript has a single exon. Bases 1 to 1251 code for a protein of 416 amino acids.
AUGUCUCUCUCCAAUAAACUCUCUGUCAAGGACUUGUCUCUUGCUGGCAAGCGCGUCUUCAUCAGAGUCGACUUUAACGUCCCUCUUGAUGGUAAGACUAUCACCAACAACCAAAGAAUUGUUGCUGCUUUGCCAACCAUCCAAUAUGUCAUGGAACAAAAGCCAAAGGCUAUUGUCUUGGCCUCCCACUUGGGUAGACCAAACGGUGAAGCUAACGAAAAAUACUCCCUUAAACCAGUCGCCGAUGAAUUGUCUAAAUUGUUGGACCAAAAAGUAAUCUUCCUCAACGAUUGUGUCGGCAAAGAAGUCGAAGAAACCGUCAAUACCGCUCCUGCUGGCUCUGUCAUCUUGUUGGAAAACUUGCGUUUCCACAUUGAAGAAGAAGGUUCCAAGAAGGUUGAUGGUCAAAAGAUCAAGGCCGACAAGGCCAGUGUCGAAAAAUUCAGACAACAAUUGACUGCCCUCGCCGACGUUUACGUUAACGAUGCUUUUGGUACCGCCCACCGUGCCCACUCUUCUAUGGUUGGUUUCGAAUUGCCACAAAGAGCUUCUGGUUUCCUUAUGACCAAAGAAUUGACCUACUUUGCUAAGGCCCUUGAAAACCCUGUUAGACCUUUCCUUGCUAUCUUGGGUGGUGCCAAGGUUAGUGACAAAAUCCAAUUGAUCGACAACUUGUUGGACAAGGUUGACAUCUUGAUCAUUGGUGGUGGUAUGGCUUUCACUUUCAAGAAGGUUUUGGACGGUACUAAUAUUGGUACUUCUCUUUUCGACGAAGCUGGCGCCAAAAUUGUCCCAGAUUUGAUGGCCAAGGCCAAGAAGAACAAUGUCAAGAUUGUUUUGCCAGUUGAUUUCGUCAUUGCUGACAAGUUUGACAAAGACGCUGCCACCAGUACCGUCACCGCUGCUGCUGGUAUUCCAGAUGAAUGGAUGGGUCUUGAUGCCGGUCCAGAAACCAGAAAAUUGUUUUCCAGCACCGUUGCUGAAGCUAAGACCAUUGUCUGGAACGGUCCACCAGGUGUCUUUGAAUUCGAAAAGUUCAGUGCUGGUACCAAGGCUCUCUUGGAUGCUGCCGUCGAAAGCAGUUCCAAGGGUAACACCGUUAUCAUUGGUGGUGGUGACACUGCUACUGUUGCUAAGAAGUUUGGUGUUACCGACAAAUUGUCACACGUUUCUACUGGUGGUGGUGCUUCUUUGGAAUUGUUGGAAGGUAAGACUUUGCCUGGUGUUGCUGCUUUGUCUGAUAAGCAAUAA